AUGACAUUCCAAGUACUCUCUGCCGUUGGUGUCCUGCUGUCUUUUGUGCUUGUACUUGUGCGCUCAGAGAGCUGCCCAACUGAUUUUACACGUGUGGGCAACAAAUGUUAUUACGUGUCCUUAGAAGAGGCCAAUUGGCAUGUCGCCGAUCGCUACUGUCGGAAACGGGGCGCCGAUCUUAUGGUUUUCGAAGAUGAACGGGAUAAGGAGCUGACAACCGCACACCUCAAGAGCCUCGGGCUGCAAUUCACAGACAGCUGGCGUCAUUCGGUGUGGGCUGGAAUCAACUGCCUGGGGGACAGACGCCGGUUCACUCAGUCCAAAUCAGGCGAUUUGGUUGCCUCCUUGAAUUGGGUACCAAAAGAGCCGAACAACGCUUUGCCCGAGGAGGAUUGCGUAGCGUUUGCCAACUGUAAUGGGGCCUUUGGCUACCAUGACAUUCAGUGCAAAUUCGAUUUUCCAUUUGCUUGCGAGACGCCCUUAUCCAACAAUUAUCUCUGUCUCAAGCAGGAGCUGUUCACUGCAGCCACCUUCUAG
Drosophila obscura is the source of this 537-nucleotide messenger RNA. RefSeq names its product C-type lectin 37Db (gene lectin-33A). Gene Ontology annotation, molecular function: carbohydrate binding. The record is from RefSeq and is a predicted model, not a curated record. Gene Ontology annotation, cellular component: external side of plasma membrane. NCBI's taxonomy places the organism in Eukaryota, Metazoa, Arthropoda, Insecta, Diptera, Drosophilidae. Gene Ontology annotation, biological process: biological process involved in interspecies interaction between organisms. The transcript has 2 exons. The coding region runs from base 1 to 537 and encodes 178 amino acids.